Messenger RNA from Aspergillus alliaceus, 1332 nucleotides. RefSeq names its product class I glutamine amidotransferase-like protein. Gene Ontology annotation, molecular function: glyoxalase III activity. The coding region runs from base 1 to 1332 and encodes 443 amino acids. The transcript has 9 exons. The record is from RefSeq and is a predicted model, not a curated record. NCBI's taxonomy places the organism in Eukaryota, Fungi, Ascomycota, Eurotiomycetes, Eurotiales, Aspergillaceae.
AUGGCUCCCAAGGUGCUUGUUGUCCUUACCUCCCAGAGCCAGAUCCCUGGCCAUAACCACCACACCGGGUGGUACCUUCCUGAGUUUGCCCACCCAUGGGAGGUCCUCCAUGAGAAGGUUGAGCUCACCGUCGCCUCCCCCAAGGGUGGUGAGGCUCCUCUCGACCCCGACUCCGUCAAGAUGUUCGAGAGCGAUCCCGUGUCGACGAAGUUCUUGAAUGAGCAGCAGUCGCUUUGGAAAAACACACACAAGCUGGCCGAUUUCCUGCCUCGGGUUUCCGAGUUUGAUGCCAUCUUCUAUGUCGGUGGUCAUGGACCUAUGUUCGACCUUCACGACAACGAGACCUCCCUCGCCCUUAUCCAGGCUUUUGCUGCUGCCGGGAAGCCCGUUUCCGCUGUCUGCCACGGUCCGACCGUAUUCAUUAAGGCGACUACCAAGUCCGGACAGCCUCUGCUAGCAAACUCCACCGUGACCGGCUUCACCAACGUCGAGGAAGAACAGGCACAGCUAACCAAGCUCAUGCCCUACCUAGUAGAGACUGAGAUGAACAAGAUUCCGGGAUGUAAAUUUGUCAAGGCCGAUCAGCCGUGGGGCGAGAAGGUCGUUGUUUCGAAGACGUCCGACGGCGCCACUUUGAUCACCGGUCAAAACCCGGCCAGUGCGACCGGCGGCCGUUCAAGUACUAAAUUGGCCAAGACUCUAGCAGCGGCCAAAGGCGAUGCGACAUUGCAGAGUGUGUACAUCUUGAUUGUAUCCGCUCAUAUGAAGAGAUAUGCAAGGGAUAGAGCUGGAGGCCCGUCGGCCACAUAUUUAAAGAACGAGUUGGCUGGGUUAACAGUCGCAGCUCAAGGUUCGCAGGACGGCUACGACCGCGAUAAAUUCCCUCACUGGAUCGGCCAGGGCCAUCAAUGCGAUACUCGGGAAGUUGUCCUAGCUCGCGAUGGAAAAGACAUCGUUAAGAACAGUGCCUGCUCUCCGACCAGUGGAACAUGGUACUCGCCGUAUGACGGAAAGACCUGGAAGGACAAGAGCGAUCUAGAUAUCGACCAUGUUGUGCCACUUUCAAAUGCAUGGAAGAGCGGGGCCUCGGAUUGGACCACCGAUCAACGUAAAGCUUUGGCCAAUGACUUGGAUAACCCUCAGCUCGUCGCAGUGACGAACUCUGUCAAUCGAGAGAAGAGCGAUGAUGGACCAGAGGAUUGGAAGCCUCCUUUGGCUUCGUAUCACUGCACCUAUGCGAAGAUGUGGGUUCGAGUCAAAACGGUGUAUAAUAUGACUAUUACACAGAACGAGAAGAGUGCUCUUGUCGGUAUGCUUGAUACGUGUAAGUGA